Lytechinus pictus (painted urchin) is the source of this 3775-nucleotide messenger RNA. RefSeq names its product brevican core protein-like. The coding region runs from base 1 to 936 and encodes 311 amino acids. Lineage: Eukaryota; Metazoa; Echinodermata; Echinoidea; Temnopleuroida; Toxopneustidae. The transcript is spliced from 6 exons. The record is from RefSeq and is a predicted model, not a curated record.
AUGGAUGAAGAGAACAAUGGUAGGCGUAGCUUAAAUCAAGGUCCCCAGAACUAUCUACCCUUUGGAAAAAUUGGUGAUGCCGAAAAAAUGUCUCUGCCGGGAAUCGAACCCGGGCCCCUAGCUUUGAACGCCGGUGCCUUAACCGCUAGACCACAGAGACGGAAUUACUCAAAGCUCACAGUCGUGGUGAUCACCAUACUCAAUCAGCAUCUUAACGUAUUUGGAAGUGAAACGUGUCAGUCAAUACCUCGGAAUGCAUGCCCCUAUCAAAUCUCAGAGCACACUGGUGAAUUGGUUCAGUUUGUCGCAAAGUAUUUAACACGUGAUCACCCAGAAUAUCACGCCAGAGUGCCAGAAGAAGAACGGGACAAAGUCAACGUGUAUUGCGCUCACCCAGAUUGUCACCCUAAUCCGUGUCAAAAUGGUGGCACGUGCGAGGAAGAAUAUGUUGGCUAUAGCUGCACAUGCCCGGGAAUAUACCGUCAUGGAGUAAAUUGUGAGAUUCGCGUGUGCCCAGACAAUUGGGUAUAUGCGACCACAAAAUGUUUCCUGGUAGUGCAUCCUCGCAACCGGAUCUCUUUCCCAACAGCAUAUGACUACUGUAAUGGAUUGGAUGCUGUUGCGAUGGGUAACGGAAUAAUGGAAGACCCCUCCUUGGCGUUCAUAGAGAGCAAUGAAGAGCACGACGUUCUAAAGCCUCUAAUUACUGCUGGUUGGCUGUGGCUAAACUGUGAAAGAACGGGCGAAUCAUUUGUUUGCUACAACGACAGAGGAAGAACAAUGAUUAGUCACUACCGGAACUGGGGUGUUGGUGAGCCUACCAAUGGCGAUCAUGAAGACUGUAUUUCCUUUAACAUGGCUGACGGUAAGAUGCAUGACAAGUACUGCUAUCAUAGGAGAGCACUGGUAUGUCAAGUUAUCAUAGAGGAGGAAUAAACGAUAGCAGUAUGGUGAAUUAAGAGCGUGUUUAUAUUAAUAAUAUCUCUAAAUUAUGAUGUGCCAAGCCGAGAUAGCAAAGUCUGAACGCUUUGCUCUCAGAAGAUAAGCAUAAUAGCUUAAACGUGUUCACUCCUUUUCUGUUUGCAAAGGAACAUUGAUUGUGCCUCAUAAAGUUUUUAAUAAUGUCUGUCUUUCAAUAAUUUAUAGUCCAGGCUAAAUAUUCCAGAUUUUUCCACAGUAAUUAUUUAUUCAAAACUGGGUACAUUUUGAAUGAGGGCCUAUAUUUUGCUCUUCAAGGGCGACCGUUGAAGUCUCAAGCAAUCAAACCCAAGUUAUUGUACCAAAUCUGGCAAUCAUUAUUAGGCCCAUAGAAAAUGGACUAAACCUUGUUUGAUUUGGAACGACUAUAAUAUUCCUAUAAUUGUGAUAUAUUAGUGAAACUAUAUCUGACAUGUUUUCUAAGAUAUCAUUUCUUUCGCCAUGUAGGUAAUUAAUGCUGUAUUAUUUUUGAAACUACUAGAAAAGUGGCGGCCAUAUGCACUAUCGGUAAAUAUGUACAAAGCCAAAGGGGAAACUAAUUUUCACAAGAGCAAGAACCAUUAAAUGCAUGUAAUUUUGACCCACGAGUAAUAUAAUGUCUGAAAACAUGUUUUCUAGCGACACGUAUCAUUUAUUUUGUCAUGCAUGAGAUAAAUGCUGUAUUUUGAAAUUAAAAAUGGCCGCCUUAUAUUAGGCCCUAGCCGUACUAUGUAGGGGCCUACGAUAAAAGAUAAUUUUGACAGAAUUAGGAUUUUGCUUGACAAUGAACUGCAUAUUCUGCUGUAUGGGUGAAAUAUUAUCUGAAAACAUGAUUUUUAUUUCUUCUGCCACGUAGGUGUUAGAUGCUGUAUUUUAGAAUUCAAAAUGGCCGCCAAAAGCCCAAGUGAAUUAUGUAAAAUGCGAUUAGGAAAACAGUAAUUUUCACAAGAGUUAGAACCAUAGAAUGCAUGUAACUGUGAUGUAUGAGUAAAAUAUUGUCUGAAAACAUGCUUUCUAAUUAAUCAUUUAUAUCACAUAUUAGGUAAUAAAUAUCGCAUACAUUCGUCUUUGAAUUUUAAAAUGGCCGCCAUAGGUUCUAAAAGUAUUAUGUACAUUGUAAAUUGGGACAGAGAGUUUUGACAGUUUGGCUUUGCUUGACUAAAUUACAUAUAAGUAUAAUUGCGUUGUAUGAGCAUGAUGAGUGAAAUAUUGUCUGGAAAUGAUUUCUUGCGAAAUAUAUCAUAUCUUGUAUCAUUAAGGUGAUAAAUGCUGCAUUUUAAAAUUGGAAAAUGGCCGCCACAUGCCCUUAUCGCAUUAUGUACAAUUUGAAUGUGGACAAAUAAUUUUCAUACAAGUGCAUAAUAUGGCGGCCAUUUUGAAUCUUAAAACUCAGCAUUUAUCACCUAUAUGACAUACACUCUAAAAAAAAAUACUGGGUAAAAAUGCUCCAUGAGGGUAAUAAUGUGUCCAACCAACAUUGGGCAUUUCUAUUUAUCCCGUGUGAUGAAACUUCUGCCCAUUCUAAAGUAGUUGCUGUUCGGUUAUUUUUUUAACCUUACUGGACAAUAUGCUUCCCGCAUUGUGUAAAAUACUGCCCAAAAUUGGUUGGACACAUAAUUACCCUCGUGCUGGUUAAAAUUUAACCCAAUUUUAUUUUCCCAAAGUAUGAAAUUUAAAUCCUUUAACAUUGAAAAUUAAUCUUUAGGAUUAAAAGUAAUUUCAGAAUUCGAUCUGUCCGUAACUACAUUCCGCCUUUGAGUAAUUUCAAAUCCCUGCAAUUUAGAUUGUAUAUCCAUUGUCAGAUAGUCAUCUUCAGCGCGAUCAAGCAAGAUAACAAGAAUCAAGGAAGAAUAAGAAAUAGCUUCGCAUCAUCAUUAAUGAUUGAAUUAAAUAAAUUAGUUAAUAUCAUCAUAUGUCAAUACUUUUUUAUCAAUCUACAGUAUUGUAACCCUCGUUUAGAAUAGUUUACUUUUUCCACCCCAGUUGAUGUGAAUCAAUAGAGAAAAAUCUUACAAGCAUAGCGUUGAAAAUCGGAUGUAAAAUAAAGAAGUCACGGUUAUGACAUAAAAGUUUUGCUUAUUUUUCACAAAACAGUUAUAUGCACAAUUCAGAUACAUGCAAUUGAGGCAAAUGAGAGAGUCGAUGAUGUUCCUCACUUACUUUUGCUUUGGUCUUUUGUUUGAAUUAUACAAUAUUUCAAUUUGUACAAUUUUUACAAUAAGCACCAAUUUGACUGAACCAUGAAAUCUUAAAGUAAUCAUAAUUCCACAUGUUCAAGAAGAAAUAAAACUUGUUUUACUGGACAAUAUGGAGAAAAUAUAAUAUUUCGUAUUUUUUAUAUAAUAAAAUACAAAAGAAACAGUGAGUAGAUGAUGAAAUCAGUCCCCUCAUUGGCAUACCGACUAGGACUAUGUGCAUUUAAUGUUUUGAGAAAAUAAGCGAAAUAUAAAAAUAUCAAAACCUUAUUUUACAACCGAUUUUGAUGAAAUUUUCAGUGUCGUGCUUGUUUGAUUUUUCUCUUUUUAUUCAUAUAAGCUUUUUGUUGGGGUGGACUUGUCCUUAUAUAAUUAUGUUAUCUCAGCAAAUUUUAAAAUAAGAUUAAUAACUUGCUUGCUUUAAACCUUUCUUAAUGAGUAACAGAGAAAUUGAAUACGACAUCGCUGAAAAGAAAGGUAUACUUCAUUUUCGUAAAUGGAGGUUUGAUUUUGAACAUUCUCUGUAUGCUUUAUGCACUAUAAUCAUAUUCAUUACUACGCAUGGUCGCAAUUUUCUUGUUGAUUUAUUUGUAAUCUUGUGUUGAUUAUGUUGUCAUAUUCUC